AUGGGCGCCCGCAACAUCGUUCCCCUCAUUCUGCUCCUCGUCUUCGUCGGCGUCCUAGCCGCGGUCGGAUUCAUCGUCUACAGCAUCGUGCAGGACGUGAGCAAGAACACGCGCGAGAAGAUGGAGCGCAAGAAUAUGACCUUCACCAAGGAUGGCAUGAAAGUCCAAGUAAGGGAGAUCAAGGACGAGGCCUACAAGGAUCAGACCCAAAGCGUUCUGGUCAACAUGUGGAACCACACUUCUUUCCCCGCUUACAAGAGUCGUCUCUGGGAUAUGUCCGGCUCCUCUUCUACGAAUCAGCAGAACGCAGCUGAGAAGCGCAAGUGA
Messenger RNA from Penicillium brevicompactum, 327 nucleotides. RefSeq lists its product as uncharacterized. The record is from RefSeq and is a predicted model, not a curated record. Bases 1 to 327 code for a protein of 108 amino acids. Lineage: Eukaryota; Fungi; Ascomycota; Eurotiomycetes; Eurotiales; Aspergillaceae. The transcript is spliced from 2 exons.